Molecule: messenger RNA, 1836 nt
Organism: Hyaloscypha bicolor E
Lineage: Eukaryota; Fungi; Ascomycota; Leotiomycetes; Helotiales; Hyaloscyphaceae
Exons: 2
Source: RefSeq, a predicted model, not a curated record
AUGAACCAAGAUCCUGCACUUCGUUCUGCCGUUGAGGAUUUGAUUCCAGUCUUGGAAAGGAAGAAGUCCGUGGAUAAAAUUGAAGGGUCAAUGAAGGAAGCCAAAAGAAUCCUAGAUUGGGGGCUGUUUCCAAGUAAGGCUCCAAAACGCUAUUUGUGGAACGACACGUGCUGUAUCAACAAAGCCGAUGCGAACGAACUUAACGAGUCACUGGCAAUGAUGGGACAGUGGUACAACAACGCCGAUUUUUGUUUGGUACAUCUUGAUACCACGGAGUCCACAGAAUGGGUCGAUACAUGGGACAAUCUGGAGAAGACGGCUGAGAAAUCAAAUUUCCCUAGCUUUGAUCUUGUCGAAAAACCGAACUGGGCUACGCGGGGAUGGACACUACAGGAACUUGUGUUGAGCAAGAUGACAUUUCAUGUCAAUAGUCUCUGGCAACCAUUGACUCGAUCUGUAGAAGGGCUGGGUCCUUACUAUUACCAUUGUUCCUACCUUGCUCACCAUAUCCGGGACAUCGAUAAACUUGACGUGCCCCUGAAAGCAAAGCCAAUUCUUCAAGACUGUGCAAAGCUACAAGAAUUGAUGGAUACUGAAGAGAAGGUACGUCCUCGCAGGUUUUCCAUGAAUGACGACAAUUCCAAUGCCUACAUUCGAAAAACAAUCUCUCUAGCAGCAUACGAGAUCAAAUCUCGUCUCGACGAGGGAGAUACUGGCGCUGGAAGGCUUAGGUCUUUAUUUGAAGACUUGGGUUUCGAUUUGACCUCCAUCACAGAGCAAGCCACAAACUUGAUCAAGGUUUUGGUGAGAACCUUGAUCGAUGACUGCAAAAUCUCUAUUGAGCUUGACCGAAAGCGAGUCUCUGAGUUCACAAAUGUCCCUCCAGAUGAAUGCUGUCGCGGGCUCAGCAGAUCCAGGCAUCCGGCCCGCGACAUUUUGGUUUUGGCGUCUCAUCGAAGAUGCACUGUUCCCGUUGAUAGUGUUUACUCUUUGAUGGGAGUUCUCGGUGUGAAAUUUCCGGCAUUUCAUGCAGAAGGUCCAACUAAAGCACUUUGCCGGUUACUCGACGAGGUGGUCAUUACCUCAAAUGACAUUUCUGUUUUCAACUGGGCUGGAAAAGACCUGGGAAGUCCGAUCAGGGGUCGAUCGCUGUAUCCUUCGAAAUUGAAUGCGUUCAACCCAAAGAACACCGAAAGCUAUCUUACUGCAAAAAAGAACGAUGAGGCUGCGAAGGCCUCUAGAGAGGAACGGCACGCCUUACAAGACACAGAAUCGCGUCUCACCUUGUUGUUGCGUGGAACGAUUGAAUUUGUUAAAGUAACGCCGCAUAAAGACGUGCCCGUUGACUUAAUACGGAGCAUUCUGGGGUUCAUUAAAGCAACUAAGUUGAUUGACCUCCAACCUCAACUUGAGAAUCUUAGCAGGUUGCUAGUAUAUCUCAAAAAUACUCCCCACUUCGAAGAGUACAAGCCAAAGACACGUUCCUGGGACGACCGCGAAAGAACUAAGAGUGCGGUGGGCGAAGAAAGGAACGCACAGAGUGGUGGCAACAUUGCUUCCCGGUUCGGAAUCAAAACGCCUCAAAUUCCACAAAUGCCUCAGAUGCCACAAAUGCCACAAUUCUCAGCACCGAAGCUCAAAGUCGGAGGGUUUCAAAGCUUUUAUGGUAAAAAAAGUACCUCCAAGGAACCAGAGCCUGCCAAUGGAAGUUCAAAUGCUGCACCAACCACACAGUCACCAGCUACAACUAUACAAGAACAGAAAGAACCCGAAACUCUGGCAGGUGAAGUUGCAGCUUGGAUUUCCGAAAAGCAGGACAUCAAGAACAUUCCGGAU